Molecule: messenger RNA, 3231 nt
Organism: Penicillium griseofulvum
Lineage: Eukaryota; Fungi; Ascomycota; Eurotiomycetes; Eurotiales; Aspergillaceae
Exons: 1
Coding region: 1-3231 (1076 amino acids)
Source: RefSeq, a predicted model, not a curated record
AUGGCAGAUUCCGACAUCCACUCACAGCGACGUUCUUCGUCACAAGCGUCAAGUGCCUCGAGCAGAAGUCGAAAUGCUAAAAUCGCCCGCGCCAAAAUACAAAAGCGCCAUUCAGGCUCCUCCCAUACAACGACCGAUCUGACCUCCUUUCCCUCACUUUCACCCCCAGACAAAUCUUCAACCCUCGCCUGUGGCCUGACGAAUACAUUGUUCUCCAGCGAAGACGGAGCGGAAUCGAAUGGGGGUGGGACUAGCCGGGGGCGGAAGGCUACCCUAGCAAAUUUGACGACUGGGCCGUCGCACAAAUCAGGUCGAGCUGCUCUCUUCGCCGAUUCCGUCCCGACACAUGAUAUCCCAGGCGCACUACAUUUGGCCGACGAUGCGCACAUUGAGCGGCUGGUUGCUGGAACAGGAGCCGUGAAGAUGGUGAGGCAGUUCGCUCGCGAUCUGGCUCAACGGGAUGCUGAGAUUUCGGCCCUCCGCCAGCGCGCGGAUGCAAGGGAGCGAGAGCUGAAGAGAAUGCUACGAGAAGUAUCUGUGUCCAAUCAAGACAUUGAACGGCGUUUAUACCAAUUGGAGAAUCCGCCGGGCGAUCGUGUCUCGGAUGCAGAAAGUACUCAUAGCAGCGAUCAUGCUGGCCAAAUCUACUCCGGCCUAAAUGGAUUGAUGUCUCAAGCUAUGGAAGACACCGUGGGCUCGCCUCGCGGAGACUCAACAGAAGCCCAGGCCACGAUUCGUGCCCAGCGGUCAGACAAUGAAGCCCGGAACAGCGGAACCACUGACAACCGGAAGCGUCAGAGCUCAAUUCGGGGCUGGCAGGAGUACCUUUUUGGAUCGACCAAUACAAGCCGGAAAACCAGCCGUGCCAGUAGCAUCAUGAGUGAUGUUGGUGAACUUGGAGAAGAAGAGGCGGAGCGUCUACGAGUGCCCAGUAAUCCUGCAAUGCGGCGCAAAGCGAUUGACGAGCAGCUAUUCCAGCCCCCGGAUGGCCCUGCGCGAAACGGACCGGCGAAGCGCAUUCCUAGCACUUCCACGAAUGGCGACGAUGCAAGCAUCCAUUCUCGCAAAUCUUCACGAUCUAUCGGCUCCUGGACCGUUAAGUUAUUUGCUGGCAAUCCUCAGUCGAACAAGGAAGCAAGUGAUGCUGAGUCUGCCCACAAUAAACCGCAACAAAAAAGACCGGAUGGAGACAAAAGUGCUUCGUCUACACUGUCUGGUAAUUCUAAAGGUUCAAUGUCAGCAGUGGCCGCACUGAAGAAGAUCAACAGCAAUGCCAAUAUUCCUGCUACUGGGCGAUCUGCCAGUGGGCCGAGCGCUCAGGGCAAAAUGAACCCUCCUGCGUCGCGACGGGCUGCAGCUGGCAGUGUGUCUCAGGGUGCAGCGCCGGAGGCUAUUGGUAGAGGUUCCACAAGUCUUGGGCCCGUCGAGAUGGACGCCAUUUUGCCCAUGGAGUCAAAGCCCCCGACGCUCACUCCUAUCUAUAACAAUUCCCAAGCGGGUGAGUUUCUCACCGACCGGUUCGGUUUCAUCUAUGAUCAGCAUAGAAAGAAGCGCCAGAGAGAAGCCAAUGUUACCAAGAGCAGCAUUCACCGUUUGAGUAUAUCCGAAACUCUCGGUACUCUUCGAACUGAUUCGCCAGAUCAUGAUGAUGACCCCGAAAUCACAAAACUUCGGCAAGGGCCCUCCGACGGCUCGCCUUCUCUGCCUGGCUCACCAGAUGACCCUGACAGUGGCACUGUUUCCAUCCGCCGCUGGCAGGACUAUCUGCGGAUUCCGUCCCGUCCCACAGAGCUAUUGUCCCACACACCCUCGGCAGGCCCAAUUGUCUCUUUGACCACCGCAGGAGAAAAUCGCUCUCAUAGCUCGUCUGUUUCAUAUGACAAAGAUGGGGCGUUGGCUGUCGGCUCUAGCGCACAACCAUCGGCGUCUACAUCGGCUAUCACGGCCGACAGCCCUGAGUUCGCGGGCUUGUCAUCGGAUCAACUCAAAGAUACAGCCUCUAGAUUCACUGUCGCAGAGAUGGAGCCGGUAAAACUGUUAUUGGAACAGUUGACCGAUCUUCAUGAUACACUCCAACGCGAUCGAACCGUGAGAUGGAACGAGUUCCUUCGUAAAGUACGUGCUGAACGCCGAAAGGAGGGGGAGGCGGCAGCCGCUGCGGCAACUUCCGAUCGAUCUCUUGCUGCUGUUGAUACGCCAGAAGUCUCGCUCGCCGACGGCGAAGUUGUAGGCAUCGCAGGUCUGGGUAACAAAGGCAAGGUCGGCCGAGCAAAGUGGCGAGAAUUCCGGAUGCUCGUACUCGGCGGCAUCCCAGUUGCUCUUCGCGCCAAAACUUGGUCGGAAUGCAGCGGGGCUUCGGCAAUGCGAAUCCCUGGCUACUAUGAUGACCUUGUACAUGGCGUUGGCGGAUCGGACCCCGACCCUUCUGUGGUCGCACAAAUUGAUAUGGAUAUACGCCGCACUCUUACCGAUAAUGUGUUCUUCCGCAAAGGGCCUGGUGUCAGCAAGCUGAAAGAGGUUCUUCUUGCGUACUCGCGUCGUAACCCAGAAGUAGGCUACUGCCAGGGCAUGAACCUCAUCGCAGCGUCUUUGCUGCUUAUCAUGCCCACUGCCGAGGACGCAUUCUGGAUUCUGACUUCGAUGAUUGAGAUUAUUUUGCCCCAGCACUACUACGACCAUGGCUUGCUUGCCUCCCGUGCUGAUCAGGUGGUCUUGCGCCAGUACAUCUCCGAGCUGCUUCCCAAACUGUCUGCCCACUUGGAGGAACUAGGCAUUGAACUAGAAGCACUGACCUUCCAAUGGUUCCUCUCUGUCUUCACAGACUGUCUCUCUGCGGAGGCACUAUAUCGUGUAUGGGAUGUGGUUCUAUGUCUCAAUGUGACCAGCGCGGUCAACGGCUCCGGAUCUACCUCUAGCACCAAGGAGAACAACGACAAGGCUGCCAAGGUUUCCGAAAAUCUUGCUUCUGGCAGCGGAGGUGGAAGCACAUUCCUGUUCCAAGUUGCUCUCGCACUCCUCAAGCUCAACGAGCAGCAAUUAUUGACGACCUGCUCGACGCCAGCGGCACUCUAUACAUACAUCAACCACCAAAUGACCAAUCAUGCGAUCAGUAUCGAUGGCCUGAUUCAAGCUAGUGAGGCACUGCGUAAUGUGGUCCGCCGCGAAGAUGUUGUUGCGCGUCGUGCUAUUGCCCUCCAAGAAAUGCGCGAAUUGAGUAGUGCAGGCAUCUAG